AUGAGCGACAGCAAAGACAAGGCCGCAGCGCCUGCGCCUGCGCCCGCAGCAGCCGCAACAGACAGCAAGGUCAACGAGAUCGCCUCCGGCAUGUCGGGCCUCAUGUCGGGCAAGGACGCAAAGCCCAGCGGGGACGCUUCCGCAAGCACCAAGGAGGACAACGUCGAAUCAAAUCUGCGCGAAUCAUCACACGAUGUCCAGGUGACGCUGGCCGAUCAGCAGGCGGACCCCAACUCGCCGCUCUACUCGGCCAAGAGCUUCGAGGCGCUCGGUCUGCACGAGAACCUUCUCAAGGGCAUCUACGCCAUGAAGUAUCAGAAGCCAUCCAAGAUCCAAGAGAGAGCGCUGCCAUUGCUGCUGCAGAACCCACCCAAGAACAUGAUCGGCCAAUCGCAAUCAGGAACGGGAAAGACGGCCGCCUUCAUCCUCACCAUGCUGUCACGGAUCGACUACGACCUCAAGAAGCCACAAGCCAUCGUACUGGCACCAUCAAGAGAGCUCGCGCGUCAGAUCAUGGAUGUCGUGCUCACCAUGUCCAAGUUCACCAACGUCACCACCUGCCUCUGCUUGCCCGACGAGGUGAAGCGAGGCGAGAAGAUUCAGGCCCAGCUCAUCGUUGGUACACCAGGCAAGACAUUCGACAUGAUCAAGAGCAAAGGUAUCGAGACGGCGUCCAUCAAGGUGUUCGUGCUCGACGAGGCGGACAACAUGCUCGACCAGCAGUCAUUGGGUGAGCAGUCGAUCCGAGUCAAGAACACGAUGCCCAAGUCGUGUCAGCUGGUGCUGUUUUCGGCCACCUUCCCUCCCACAGUGUACGACUUUGCAGUGCGCAUCGCACCGGGCGCCAACGAGAUCCGGCUCAAGCAAGAGGAGCUGUCCGUAGAGGGCAUUAAGCAGUUCUACAUGGACUGCAAGGACGAAAACCACAAGUAUGAAGUGCUCGUCGAGCUCUACAACCUGCUCACCAUUGGUCAGAGUAUCAUCUUCUGCGCCAAACGCGAGACGGCCGACCGCAUUGCACAAAAGAUGACGCAAGAAGGCCACAAGGUCGAUUCGCUGCACGGCCGACUCGAAACGGCGGACCGUGAUCGCACUAUCGACGCGUUCCGUGACGGCAAGAGCAAGGUGCUCAUCUCGACCAACGUCAUCGCACGUGGUAUCGACAUCCAACAGGUGACGCUGGUGAUCAACUACGACAUGCCGCUGACGCAGACGGGCGAAGCGGAUGCCGAGACGUACCUGCACCGUAUCGGUCGAACGGGUCGAUUCGGGCGCAAGGGUGUGUCGAUCAACUUUGUGCACGACCAGCAGAGUUGGAGCUACAUGGACCAGAUCGAGAAGGCGCUCAAGUGUCAGAUCACGCGCGUGGCCACCAACGAUCUGGAGGAGAUGGAGUACACGAUCAAGGAGGCGCUCAAGCAGAUUGGCAAGUGA
Messenger RNA from Kalmanozyma brasiliensis GHG001, 1434 nucleotides. Its product is annotated as Helicase, C-terminal. Gene Ontology annotation, biological process: poly(A)+ mRNA export from nucleus. The record is from RefSeq and is a predicted model, not a curated record. Gene Ontology annotation, molecular function: RNA binding; RNA helicase activity; ATP binding. Gene Ontology annotation, cellular component: cytoplasmic stress granule; nucleus. Bases 1 to 1434 code for a protein of 477 amino acids. NCBI's taxonomy places the organism in Eukaryota, Fungi, Basidiomycota, Ustilaginomycetes, Ustilaginales. The transcript has a single exon.